Molecule: messenger RNA, 4908 nt
Organism: Monodelphis domestica (gray short-tailed opossum)
Lineage: Eukaryota; Metazoa; Chordata; Mammalia; Didelphimorphia; Didelphidae
Gene: CPLX1
Product: complexin 1
Biological process (GO): neurotransmitter transport; regulation of neurotransmitter secretion; synaptic vesicle exocytosis
Cellular component (GO): terminal bouton; SNARE complex
Molecular function (GO): syntaxin binding
Source: RefSeq, a predicted model, not a curated record
UUCUGUUUCCUUAGUGUUUCCUCCUUCUUCAAUGACUUUCUCUGCUUUGUCUCUGUCUCUCUCUCCCCCUUCCCUCCACAUUGUCUUUCUUCAUUUCUCUGACUUUGUAUCUCUUUCUUCUUUCUUUUUAUGUGUCUUUCUUCUCUCACAAUUUUCUUUCAACCUUUCUUAAUUUUAUUUCAGUCAGUCUCUCCUCUCUUUCUCCACAUAUCUCCCCGGAUUUUGUGUGUACCUCCUAUCUGGGAAUAUGUCUUUUCUCUUUCUGUUUUUCUCCUUUAGUCUCCCAUUCUGUCUUUUUCUCCCUAUUCUCUUCUGUUUCCUUUUGUGUCCCUCCUGUUUUUCCUCUCAAUAUAUCUUUUCUUUAUAUUUUCUCCUUUUCUCUGCUUUUUUUCCUUCCUUUUUCUCCGUGUCUUUCCCUCUCCCUCGUUGUCCCCUCCCUGGCCCCUCCUCCCUUCCUGUCAUGCUCGGACGCGGGAGGAAGGAGGGCGAUAACUUCAUGUGACUGCUCCUUCCCUGAACGCCCUUCAGCAUCGGCUGCGGCUCCGGAGACACCACAUGGACCGGUCUCCCCGGAAGAAGCUCCGUCACUGACAAGACCCACAAGGAGCCCCCAGCACCGCCCGGGUACAAUCCAGGACCAGUGGUCUGUGAAACUUGUAUGUAAAGUCUGAACCAGCCUCUUACGGGAUCAAAGCCAUCAUCAUCAUGGACUUCGUUAUGAAGCAAGCUCUGGGAGGGGCCACCAAGGACAUGGGGAAGAUGCUUGGUGGAGAUGAAGAGAAAGACCCUGAUGCAGCCAAGAAAGAGGAAGAGCGCCAGGAAGCCCUUCGGCAGGAAGAGGAGGAGAGAAAAGCCAAGUAUGCCAAGAUGGAAGCCGAGCGUGAGGUCAUGAGACAAGGGAUCCGUGAUAAGUAUGGAAUCAAGAAGAAGGAGGAACGUGAGGCAGAGGCCCAGGCCGCAAUGGAAGCUAACUCUGAAGGCAGCCUUACCCGUCCCAAGAAGGCCAUUCCGCCAGGUUGUGGCGAUGAAGAAGAGGAGGAAGAAGAGAGCAUCCUGGAUACCGUCAUCAAAUACCUCCCUGGACCUCUCCAGGAUAUGUUCAAGAAGUAAUUCCCUAUGAACUCUCAGACUGUUUCUACUAUGAACAGCAAAGCAAUGCCGUUCCCGCCACUUGGCAGGAGCUCUCAAUCUCGCCACCCACCAUGCACCCCUCUGCUCAAUCCAUCUCCCCGAUCCCUCCCUUCCCUGGCUGCCCCAGGCCCCUUGGCCAGGCCUAUUUGUACAUAGUCCCUCCUUCCCCUCUCCCCAGUAGAUGCCUCCCAUCCAUCAGAUGUCAGGAGCAGAGUGCCGCAGUCUACUCAACUUUAAUUAUAAGCCAUAGUACUAGAUGUGUUAGGAAACUCAGCUAAUCAGGCACCUCUACACUCGACAGAGAAAAGGGGAGACCUUCCAGUGGCUUCUGGCCAAAAAUAGGCAGCACCACAUUCCCGGAGAGCAAGCAGGGGCUUCUUCUAAUGACCCAUGGGAUAUUUGCCAUGACUACCAAUGGGCCAACCAACUGGCCUUGGUCACAUGGGGUUUCCCCAGCUCCUGUAGGUGUCUUCACCAUCGCUGCCCUCUCCCAGGGAAAGGGGAAUUUGUCUCUGUGCAGGGACCCUUCAGAAAGGCAAUCAUUUGAAAUGCAAAUUUCCCACCGGAGGGCCAAGCCUUCCCAAGUUUUUUUUCUGUUAGUCCCACUGCCACCCAGGUCUCAGAAUCCAGCCUACGGUCUUAUUCCACAUAAUUAAGAGGAGAGGAAAAUAUAGGAGGGAAUGGCCAGAGAGGAGGGAGGAAAUAGGUUCUGGAGUGUUCCCUGAAGUCUGAUGGCUUCACGUACCCUACUUUUUGGAGCAUCCUGGAAAAAGGGUCAGGCUACCCUUCCUAUGUCCAUAUUAUGAGCUUCACACACACACACACACAAACACACACACACACACACACACACUCACACUCACACUCACACACGCACACUCAUACACAAGAUACUCAAGACACAAUACAGAACGGUCCUCCCACUGUAGACCAUCUGAUAUGACCUGACCAUCCACUUUAGCACUUUGUAGGGCGUUCCUCCAUUGUCCCAGGGCAACUUGAGAGAGGGACAGACUAUCCUUUCCAUUUUCUCUUCCUGUAGGGACGAGGAGACACAGAGGUUAGGGAGCAACUGGAAGUCAAAGAGUAAAUAUUAGGAUCUCCAAACAAGUACAAAAGGCCAAUGCCACCUCUUUCUUCCUGAGCACCACAGCCCUUUCAUGAAAGAUGGCGCUAUGGUUAGGGGUGGGAGCUCAGAGCAGAGUUCCAAGAUCCUACUGUCAUGAUAACCAGACUCAGGAAAGCAAGGAUAAAACUGUCCCCAGAGAAAACUCCCUUCAGAGAAGAAGCCUGUGUAGCCUGCUCUGUCUCUUCAGGGUAGAUAUAGGACUCAGGACCCUCUUCCUGAGCAGAGAAUGCCCUUCAAGACAGGCUUAGCACCUGAUGGACCUCAUGGCCCCCAUCUUCCACUUGAGACUCCAGGAUCUUCCCCUUAUUUUCCAGUUUGUUUUUCUUUUUAAAUUGACUUUUCAAUUUUAACAAAUGAUUUAAAAUUAUCGUUUCCAUCAUCUGCUUUUCUGUUUAUCCAUUAUCUAUCUAUACAUUAUCUGUCCAUCCAUCCAUCCAUCCGCUCUGCCUCCCCCAUUCUUUCUGUCUCUCCCAUCCCCAUCUUCUUUACAGCCUUCUCUCUCCUGGAGGGUUCUUUCCAUUCAUGUUCUAGGAUAUUUCAGCCUGGAAGAUUUCCAUGACUGUCUCUUCUAUAUGAAGAAGGAAAAAUAAGUACUUUAUAGGGGGUGCUAUGGGAAGGGGGUGAGGGAAAGAAACCAGCUCAAUUAUGUGUGUAACUCACAGGUCACACCUUGGACCUUUUCAGAUUUAUUUCUAGGGGAAUGACAGAGUUGUGUUCUGGUUUUGAGAAGGGUAGGAAAGUGAGUGUUGUUCUGGGAGGACUGUUUGGGAAUAUAUCAUUGAGAUCUCUAACCAAGCUCCAGGCCUAUGGGUAUUCCUCUAGACUAUUUUCUUCCUGUUCAUAUUCCUCUCUGUAGCCACUAAGGAUGGGGUUAUCCUUUUCAGGAGCCCCACAUUACAAGAGAGGUGAAAAUGGGGAAAGGGGAAAGGCUAGUAUUUGGAGGCCCUGGAAGUUGCAUUUUUUCCACUCAAACUCUGAGUUCUGGAUUGCUAAGGCCAAGAAUGUUAUUAGAGUUGAAGUGAAUGGCCUGGGCAUGUAUGGGAUAUUUUCUCUCCAAAUGAUACUGAGCUCAAGAAUUACACUACAGACCUCCUGGGGCUUGAAUUAUCACUGUGCCUUCUGGGACAACCUGGAGCUGGGAAAGGACUGUUUGUGCAGAAAAUAAGUCAUGAAAUCCAUUAGUGUCACUCAAGUGAGUCUGGAUCUCACAUCAUUCAAGCUCCAUUCUCCACCCAAAUUCUCUCUCUCUCUCUCUCUCUCUCUCUCUCUCUCUCUCUCUCUCUCUCUCUCUCUCUCUCUCUCUCUCUCUCUCUCUCUCUCUCCCUUUCUCUCUCUCUCUCUCUCUCCCCAUCUCCGUCUCUCUUUCUCUCUGUUUCUCUCUCUUUUUCUCUCUCCAUCUCUGUCUCUCCUUCUCUGUCUGUCUGUCUGUCUGUCUGUCUCUCUCUCUCUCACACACACACACACACACACACACACACACACACCAUAUCCAAUUUCUGGCCAGUCAGUCCCUAUAUUCCUAGAGUGGAAAGAAGAUGAGAGAACAUGGAAAGGAUUUUGUCUUGUUUUAGUCAUAGGGUUGUCCAUAUUCCAAAAAAAAAUGGGCCAUCCAAGCUGAAAUAGCCUUUUGGCUCCUGGAAUCAAAAGUAAUUGGACUCCGCCCACCCCAUCCUUUCUAGAAUCACAGAGACCUUUCGCUAAGUCCAUCCCUGCGCUCUGCGCCCGGGACUCGUCCCAGGGACUCACCAGAGGCAGGGAUAGGAUUUCCAGGCUAGAUUCUGACCCUCAUUUUGUCCUCCAUUUUCUCGUUUGGUUUCCAUAUACUAUGUUGAAUCUCAGGUAAGUGAGGUCUUCUGUUUUUGGUGAGUCUUUAUUCAGACAGUCAGGGUCCACGGCUGUGGGCGAGCCACCAGACACCCGGCAGAGCAACCUUUCUGUCCUGAUAAAGGCACCAUCAAAAUCUCCACUUCUCGGAGGGCAAAUCGUUUAGUUUGGCGCUGACCUUCAUGACCUUACAUCGAUCCUUAGAGAAAGCCAUAUAAAUCAGACUGCAAUAUUAAUUCCGAAUGCUACUCUACAUUACAGGAGAAUAGACCAUGUGCUAACUCAACUUUGGAGUUUCUCUGUCUGUGUUUCUAGCUCUGUGUCUUAGCCAAGUACCUCCCCCGCCCCCUCCCUCUUUCUAGCUGUAGGGGGGAGAGAGACAUAAGAAUGCUGCUGACCCCUGUGCCGCUUCCUUGUGUGCGUGUGAUGUUUUUAGGACCCCGCUGCUAUCGUGACUGGCCGUGGUCGUGACCGUGACCUUCGUCACCCUCUGUGCCCCCGUGUCUCUGUGCAUCAUGUCGUCCGUCAGUAAAUCAUGGGGGGUGGGGGGAAGGGGAAUGUCUUUCCAAAAUGCUUGUUUUCACAAAUGCAAACUUUGAGUAGACGGGGCAUUUCCCAGUAGCAAUGAGCUUGUCCUCCCAGUUUCCAGAUGCAUGGAGCCCUUCCCGUGCACGGCGCGGGGCCAAGGACCACCCGUGCACGGUGGAGACGUGUGGACGUCCACCCCACGGUGCUUUGCUUGCUUCUCUCCUUGCAUGACGUGGUGACUAAUGUAAUGUUCUUUUCCAAUGGAAUCGCGGCCAAUAAAGAAUUAUAUGAUCUCA